AUGUGAGAAGGAGGGAGGAAGCCAAUAUCUUAAACAGACAGAGAAAAGGGGGACUUGCAGACGAAAGAAAAGCAAAGAAAAAAUCUGUAAAGUGACAAUCGUGGAUAUUUUUUGGGAACUAGCAGCUGGAUCGAAAAGAAAAGAAGAGGAGCAUCUGGAGAAUCUAAGACCAACCUUCAUUAGUGCCCAGUCUGUUUAAUUACUAAAAUGGAUGGGUUAACUGCUGUCAUUGUCCGUGGCUUUAAAUGUCCUCUGCCAUGGCAAAACGCGAGGCUGGAAGCACCAGCCCUGUGGUGCGUCAGAUAGACAAGCAAUUUCUGGUCUGCAGCAUCUGUCUGGAUCACUACAGCAACCCCAAGGUCCUGCCCUGUCUUCACACCUUCUGUGAAAGUUGUCUCCAGAACUACAUUCCCCCAGAGUCUCUGACCCUGUCGUGUCCAGUGUGUCGGCAGACAUCUAUCCUGCCAGAGAAAGGAGUUUGUGCUCUACAGAACAACUUCUUCAUCACUAAUCUCAUGGAGGUUCUUCAACGAGACCCAGAGUGCUCGCGGCCAGAGGCCUGCAGUGUCCUUGAGUCAGUCAGCGCUGCAGCUGCAGGGAAGCCCCUCUGCUGCCCAAACCAUGAGGGAAAGGUGAUGGAGUUCUACUGCGAGUCGUGUGAGACAGCCAUGUGUCUGGACUGUACAGAGGGCGAGCACCGGGAGCAUGUGACUGUUCCUCUGCCGGAUGUUGUAGAACAGCACAAGGCUGCGCUGAAGACACAGCUGGAUGCCAUACAAAGCAGGCUCCCUCAGCUGACAGCAGCCAUCGAGCUGGUGAGUGAGAUCUCUCGCCAGCUGAAUGAAAGGAAGACUGAGGCGGUCGCAGAGAUUACCAGUACGUUUGAGGAGCUGGAGCGGGCACUGCAUCAGCGCAAGACAGCCCUCAUUACAGACCUGGAGAACAUCUGCAGCACUAAGCAGAAGGUCCUGCAGGCCCAGCUUUCAUCUCUCCUCCAGGGGAAAGAACACAUCCAGAGCAGUUGCAGCUUUACGGAGCAGGCUCUCAGCCAUGGGAGUGCUACCGAGGUGCUGCUAGUUCAGAAGCAGAUGAGUGAGCGGGUAACAGCGCUGGCCAGACAUGACUUCCCAGAGAGACCACACCAGAAUGCGCACCUGGAUUGUCAGGUGGAGACUGAAGGUCUGCGCCGCUCCAUCCAGAACCUGGGUGUUCUCAUCACCACAGCCGCUGUGGCUCACACCUCCGUCGCCACGGGAGAGGGCCUCCGCCACGCAGCAACUGGGCAGCACCACACGAUUACUGUGACAACAAAAGACAAGGAUGGAGAGUUGGUCCGGACAGGAAAUGCUGUUUUAAAAGCAGAGAUAGUGUCUGCGGACGGGAGCCGCGCUGCAGAGACAGAGAUAGCGGACAAUAAAAAUGGGACAUAUGAGGUGGGCUACACAUUACGCUCUGAGGGAGAGUACUCUUUCUCUCUGUUGCUCUACGGCCAGCCGAUACGUGGCAGCCCCUUCCGCCUACGGGCGGUCAAGCCCUCAGAUGUGCCACAAUCUCCAGAUGACGUGAAGAGGAGGGUGAAGUCUCCCAGCGGGACAGGGGGCCACAUACGGCAGAAGGCGGUACGACGGCCUUCCAGCAUGUACAGCACCACCAAGAAAAAGGAGAACCCCAUCGAGGAUGAGCUCAUCUACAGAGUUGGUACCCGGGGCAGAGAAAAGGGGGAGUUCACAAAUCUACAGGGAAUCUCAGCCUCUUGUAAUGGCAGAGUGGUGGUGGCUGACAGCAACAACCAGUGCAUACAGGUAUUCUCCAAUGAUGGCCAGUUUAAGAUGCGCUUUGGGGUCAGAGGUCGGUCUCCGGGGCAGUUACAGAGACCGACAGGUGUCACUGUGGACAUGAAUGGUGACAUUGUGGUGGCCGACUACGACAAUCGAUGGGUCAGCAUCUUCUCAUCUGACGGCAAGUUUAAGAAUAAGAUUGGUGCAGGCCGGCUCAUGGGUCCUAAGGGAGUGGCUGUGGAUAAGAACGGGCACAUCAUCACUGUGGACAACAAGGCCUGCUGUGUCUUCAUCUUUCAGUCCAAUGGGAAGCUGGUGACUAAGUUUGGAGGCAGGGGGACGUCUGACAGACAGUUUGCAGAAAAACUUGGCCCAAACUUAAAUAAAUCUGGCUCAAUUUUCAGUCCGCACUUUGUUGCAGUGAACAACAAGAAUGAAAUUAUUGUGACCGAUUUUCACAAUCACUCUGUGAAGGUGUACAGUGCAGAUGGCGAGUUCUUGUUCAAGUUUGGCUCUCAUGGUGAAGGCAAUGGCCAGUUUAAUGCUCCUACUGGUGUGGCUGUGGAUGCCAAUGGAAACAUCAUUGUAGCUGACUGGGGUAACAGCAGAAUACAGGUGUUUGACAGCACAGGCUCCUUUUUAUCUUACAUUAACACAUCAGCAGACCCGCUGUACGGCCCCCAGGGCCUCGCCCUCACCUCAGAUGGACAUGUGGCUGUUGCAGACUCUGGCAACCACUGCUUUAAGGUUUACAGAUAUCUGCAGUAGACUAAGGGAAGACAUCGCCGACACAACUCUUGCUUAGACAAGUUAACGUCACAUACCGCUUGUGGACACAGAGCUGUAAUGUGCCUGCACACUUUACAGUGGCCCCAGGUUCCACAAAUUAAUUUAUUUCUCAUUUUGUGCACUCAUGUAUUUUAGAAGAUCUAAUAUUCAGACAAAGAAAUCUGAAGAAAAAAAUGUUUACAUGAAAAACAACCCAAACCCCCUAAAAUUCAACUAUAAUUAAAAUGGUUUUUAAAGACAAAAUAAGCUAGUUACCCCAAAAAUUAUUGCAGGAAGUGACAUUAAUUCCCCAAAUAUUCUGUUGAUAAAUGUUAAAAAAGAAAGAAAACAUCCAGAACUAUCUGUCUACCUUAAACUCUCAAAAUGUGUUUUUAACCAAAUCCCCUUGUGAAAAAUGAACUGGAAAUUCAUUUCUGGAACAGCUGUUUCAACUCUAUUUCUCACAAGUGGGACCUCAACAAAAGAUAACCUGCCAGUGUGAAGUUGGUGAUAAAACUGCAGUUUUGGGAGGGCAGUGCGGAUGGGCAACACUCCCGACAACCAGCAAACAAAGCAAGAUACAGAAGCAGAAGUCAACUACGUGGUGAGAAGAUGAUGCUUUGUGAUUGAACAACGCUCAGGCCUUUCCCUCGAACACUGUUGCAUGUCUGUGUGCUCCAAAAAAGAAAAACGACCCUGUCGUCACUGCCUUCAAUUUCUCAUCGGUAAACACAACAGAACAUGCAGACAGGAGUGUGCAAAAGAAAUGGUUUCAUGUUCUAAUUCUGCACCUUACCACUCUGACAAGAUCCCAGCACAUGUAUAUAGAUAAUUUGUUUCAGUCAUAAGAUGAGUCGACCUAUAUGCAAGUGUUUUUUUUUGUUUUGGUACCCAAAGACAUCAAGAAGCACAACAUAUAAUAGAACCACAAGGUUUUUGAAUACAUCCGAACCAGCGCCACUUCAACAUUAAGUUCAGUCUCUUCUAGCCGGCCUUUUUCUUCUAUUAACCAAAACAAACCCCCACUAGCUCUUGUACUUUUGUGUAUUCUAGUUGUAUAUAUGCAUAUUUAGGUAUAUAUAUAUAUAUAUAUAUAUAUAUAUAUAUAUAUAUAUAUAUAUAUAUAUAUAUAUAUAUAUAUAUGGAUUUGGUGUCCAUGUUACUUCACUAUAUAAUCUACUUAAUGAAUCAAGGAUUUCAACACUGGAGCAUAUACUAAUACAGCAGAAGGUCAUGCCAUGUAGUAGCCGACUGAAUGACUUCCUGACAUCAAACAAACAAACAAAGUUAUUUGCUGUUUUAUUUUUUCAAAGGACUUAAUUUAUUUUUGAUUUUCUUUUCUACAUAAUUUGUUCUGCAAAUUAUUUUUCUAAUCGGUGCAUUUGAGCUGUCUCCUCUUUGCCAAACAUCAUUGUACAUAGGCCUUGUAACUUGUAGCACUGAAAGCAGCUCUCUCUUUUUGCCUCUCCCCAGAGCUCACAUCCAGUCAAAUAGUAACUUUUCCUUCUGCCAAAACGUAUUGUUGUAAGUCUUGGUGAAUUUUGCACAAAAUACAAAUAUUAUAAAAGUUAUAUAGUUUGCAAGAGUAAUAUAUGCCUCUGUGUAUAGUUAUCAUUUAACAUAAUCAGAAAGUGUACUGUAUAUUACAAUCACAAUACUUGUUAUAGCUGACAAGCACCUUUAUCAUGGAUUUUCCAGUAUUUGCAUUCAUUUGCUUGGUAGUUCAAAACUUUUUCUGUGUGGCUCCUUGAGGAACACAACACCAGCUAACAUGAAGUAAAACAGAAAGUGUUUCACCUGUGCUUUCUCAAUAAAUUGUCUAUCCCCGAUAAUUGAUCUGUAAUUCAUUUGUCUUUCCAUCUGCAUUUCUCACUUGGGGAAAACCCUCUGUAAUGACAGAUUUAGUUGACUUUCCUCCUCCAUUAAAUGGACCCCUGUGUUAUUAUGAUUUUUUUUUAUGUCUAUCUCUCACCUGUAACUGACAUGUCUGUGUGAAAUAAAGGAAGCACAUAUAAAUGAAACACUAAAUCAACCAUCUUGUGUAGCCUAUACUGCAUGCUACAAGAGGCCAGUGUUUCAAGAAGUAAUCACUACAUGUAUGUAAUCAUGGCAAUGGUAUGAUUGUAAAUAUUAAAGAAUGACACUAUGAA
Micropterus salmoides (largemouth bass) is the source of this 4696-nucleotide messenger RNA. It is a transcript of the gene trim3b, whose product is annotated as tripartite motif containing 3b. Gene Ontology annotation, biological process: negative regulation of translation; protein polyubiquitination; proteasome-mediated ubiquitin-dependent protein catabolic process. NCBI's taxonomy places the organism in Eukaryota, Metazoa, Chordata, Actinopteri, Centrarchiformes, Centrarchidae. Bases 246 to 2546 code for a protein of 766 amino acids. The transcript is spliced from 18 exons. The record is from RefSeq and is a predicted model, not a curated record. Gene Ontology annotation, molecular function: ubiquitin protein ligase activity; zinc ion binding; translation repressor activity.